This is a messenger RNA of Bufo gargarizans (Asiatic toad), 1525 nucleotides long. It is a transcript of the gene KLHDC2, whose product is annotated as kelch domain containing 2. Gene Ontology annotation, molecular function: protein binding. The record is from RefSeq and is a predicted model, not a curated record. The coding region runs from base 82 to 1284 and encodes 400 amino acids. NCBI's taxonomy places the organism in Eukaryota, Metazoa, Chordata, Amphibia, Anura, Bufonidae. The transcript is spliced from 13 exons.
CAUGCGACUGUUACGCAUAACGUAGGCGACUGGAAACUGUGCCGAGUUUGGAUCUCCGAGGAUCGAGUGUAAAUCCCGGGGAUGGCGGAUCACGAGGAGCCCCUUGUGGCGGAGCAGCAAGCGGAGCCCGGUGCAGAGAGUAGUUCCCCGCCAGAGCGGAGCGGACACGUAGCUGUUACCGACGGAACCCGAAUGUUCGUGUGGGGAGGAUACCAGAACGCUCCGGUACAAGAAUUCUAUGACUUCUACUUGCCUCGGGAUGAAAUCUGGAUUUACGACAUGGUAAACUGGGCGGCCUGGCAGAAGAGGAAAACCAAGGGCAAUGUCCCGCCAGCUAUGUCCGGCAGCUGUGCCGCCUGUGUGGACGGAGUGCUGUACCUGUUUGGUGGUCAUCAUGACCAUGGAAACACCAACAUGCUUUUCAUGUUAAAUCUGAUCCCUAAAGAUGGCGACUUGUACUGGGAAAAGCUAGAGUGUAAAGGAACUCCGCCGUCUCCGAAGGAUAAACUCGGGGUGUGGGUUCAUCAGAACAAGCUUAUCUUCUUUGGUGGAUACGGCUAUUAUGAAGAAGAGGCUUUCCUGUCAUUUGAGUUUGACGAAUCCUCAAUUGGAAAUUUCGGUCUUCCAAGGGGUUGGAACAAUCAGGUCCACGCUCUCCAUCUCGACAGCCUCACCUGGCAACGCAUUGUGACCACGGGUGAAAGCCCCUCUCCCCGGGCCGCUCACGCCUGCGCCACUGUUGAAAAUCGAGGUUACGUGUUUGGCGGUAGAUACAAGGACUUCAGAAUGAACGACCUCUAUUAUCUGAAUCUUGAUACCUGGGUGUGGCAGGAAGUGAUCCCGCGGGGUGUAAUUCCGGUGGGCAGAUCCUGGCAUACGCUGACACUAGCCUCCCAGGACACCCUGUUCCUCUUUGGAGGAUUUACCACCAACAAACAACCUCUUAGUGACUCUUGGAUGUACAGUAUUAAAAUGAACCGGUGGAUUCCCUUCCAGAGCAGCCAUGCUGGUAAACCAAGGUUGUGGCAUACGGCGUGCGCCAGUAAAGAGGGGGAAAUAAUUGUCUUCGGAGGAUGUGCCAACAAUCCACUUACCCAUGACAAGGCGGCUCACAGUAAUGCCAUUCUCGUGUUCCCGGUGCAGCCAAGGUCACUACUUAGACUGACCCUAGAGACUGUGGUUGCCUUCAGAGAGCUCCUGUCCGGCUCGUUGGACUCUCUCCCUCAGCACUUGCUCCGCUAUGUGCGGCAGAGGCUCGCCAGUGUUACCACAUGCGGGUCAUGAAGCGCACGAGCAGCAGCGGUUUGUUCACACACGAGGCGCAGACCCUGCCGGGUGCACAGAGGUCGCCUCGGUUUCGUUUCUUUCCUGUUCAGUGUAAAUAUGUUUAAUAGAUGUGGAUACUGAAGGCCGGUUCUGUUCUUGUAUUGGGAGCCAGUGUUUUUGCUCCAGUCCCUGCACUUUUUUUUGGGGGGGGGGGGGGGGUCUUCCACCCCUGGCUCCUAUUGUAGCGCACAAUUUACCC